This is a messenger RNA of Xenopus laevis (African clawed frog), 1020 nucleotides long. Its product is annotated as protein spinster homolog 1-like. Lineage: Eukaryota; Metazoa; Chordata; Amphibia; Anura; Pipidae. The coding region runs from base 1 to 1020 and encodes 339 amino acids. The record is from RefSeq and is a predicted model, not a curated record. The transcript has 9 exons.
AUGUCUUCCGGCUGUGAUACUGUGAAGAGCAACAUGUCUUCCGGUAUUUUCAGCUACUUUGGAUUUCCAUUCAACUUUUUCAACUUAUUUCGACAUUACAAAGAAUCAAAGCAAAGUCCUCAGGAAACAGACAUAGAGAGAAAUGUAAUAAACGAAGAGCAGAAAGAUGAGCAGAGAGUAGAGACGAAGGAUCCCCAUCAAAUCUCCUAUAUACGUGCCGUGUUGAUGGUGGCAUUAUUUGCCUACCUACACUUUGUUGCCUUUGUGGACCAGUAUAUAUUUGUGGCAAUUCUACCAGUUAUAAAACAAGACUAUCAUGUCGUCGGAUAUACAUCACAAUUUAUAACUUUAGGGUAUCUGGGCACUAGAGUGACCCUUUCACCAUUUAUAAGCUGUGCCACAUCUCGCUGUGAUCGUAAAAUGGUGACGUGCAUCGGACUAUUUUUCUAUACCCUUCUCUCCUUGGGAUGCACAUUUAUUCCCCAGCAGGGGUUCUGGCUCUUCAUGCUCACACGACUAUUUCUGGCUUCAAUGGCGGAAAGCUGCUUAAGUACGGUUCCUUUGGUGAUUGCCGAUCUAUUUUGUCCAGACCAGAGAACACGCGUACUAGGUUUUUACACCUGUACUAAAUCAGUUUGCUGUAUGCUUGCUUGCCUCUUUGGAACGCCCGUAGUUGAGUUGGCAUCUUUACACUGGCAUUAUGCACUAUGGACAACCCCAGGGCUUGGCCUGUUGGGUCUGGUGCUGGCAAUAAUAAUUAUGAAGGAUCCUCAACCAGAAGGAAUGGACGAAGUGGAGAAUGACAGUGAAGAUACUGAAUUAAGAUAUUCCUGUUUUUCGGACCUAAAGCAACUGCUGAGCAAUUGUAGCUUUCUCACCUACACAGCUGGAGCAUUAUGCUAUGUUUUUGUGUAUGGUGCAAAGAAUAGCUGGGCCCACAAAUUAGUUAAAAAAACCCGGCAAGAGCUACUUAUCGAGACACAGUGUUUGACCACAGGCUGCAACUAUGAUGACAAGUAA